CAGUUGAACGCAGACAUGUGAUUCUCCCUGUAAGCUAAUUUUUAAAGGACAUUCUUCACCCUUAUUGAAUAAUUUCAACUCUUCAUGUUUUUUUAACGAGAAAAGAAGAUUAUAAACAGGAGUAUUGACAAAAACGAUUUGUCAUUUUAAUAAUUAGUGGAAUUUACAAAAACAAGAGUAUAUUAUUUAUACUAUUAGUUGGAAAAUAGACGUACUUUUGUAUUUUCUCUGUGAGAAAAGCACAAAGGAAAAAGAUUUAUACAUUUGUUAGCAGACGACAAACAAACAGUCAUUUUUGAAGAAUUGUUUUUACUGAAAACAAAAUAAAAUAUAUUUUUGACUAAAAAAUGAAACUCUUAACGCAUAAUAUGUUGACUUCCAAGUGUUUGAAGGGUGUUUCAGUUGGAUAUCCACUUGCAAUUGUGGCAAAGGAUAUUAAACUUUGCGAUGUGGACUUUAAUUCAGAAUUUAUUGUUAGAAUAAUUCCAAAAUUGGAUUGGUCAGCUCUUUGGAAAGCCGCAGAAAGUAUAGGACACGUGGGCGAAUUGCCACAAACUCUAGUCGACGAUUUUGAAUCGAAUGAAGAUUUCUUGAAAAAAGUCCAUCACGUUCUGAUGGAAGUUGAAGUAAUAAACGGCGUACUCUUGUGUCCCGAAACCGGAAGGAAAUUUCCGAUUAGUGACGGAAUUCCAAAUAUGUUGCUUAACGAGGACGAGGUAUAGAUUCAAAGAAUUCCAUUUUCCAUAAACAUCGCAUUUAUCACCCACUUCACUAAAUAAUAAACAAAUAUUAUUUGUGUCAAAAAAAAAAAUUAAUUGCUUUCGAAUCAAUUUUUCUAAAUUUUUAGUUUAUAAUUGCGUUUCUAUCUUCUUUAUCGAAUACAGAAAUUUGAUAGUUUCUAUUUUGUUAUGACAUUUUUAGAUUUAAGAUACGACCAAUCGAUGUAAUAUGUAGUCGCUAGUUUUUAAGGAGAAGAAGAAUAAUUAUGUACAAUUAGAAAAUUUAUCGUUAUUGUUUUCAAUAUAAUAUAGUAAUAGUAAUAAAGAAAAAAAGAAUAAUUCUUA
Molecule: messenger RNA, 1064 nt
Organism: Leptopilina heterotoma
Lineage: Eukaryota; Metazoa; Arthropoda; Insecta; Hymenoptera; Figitidae
Gene: Trmt112
Product: multifunctional methyltransferase subunit TRM112-like protein
Exons: 3
Coding region: 348-722 (124 amino acids)
Biological process (GO): rRNA (guanine-N7)-methylation; peptidyl-glutamine methylation; tRNA methylation
Molecular function (GO): protein heterodimerization activity
Source: RefSeq, a predicted model, not a curated record